UCCGUCCGUCCCCGCGCCCGCGCCCGGAGCACCGCGCCGGAGGGAGCCCGCCGGGAGCCCGCCGCGAUGCUGCGCCCGGCGAGCGGCCGGAGCCAGCCGCGCUGAGCCGGAGCGGAGAGGUCCGGGCGGGGUAUGCUCCCCGAUGGCACCUGCACCAGGCUCCCGGGCGGUGCAGGCAGCCUCAGCGGCGGCAGCCACAGCAGAACUAGCGGCGCCUUGGAGGAGGCGGCGGCGAGGGGCAUGGACUCGGCCGGCAGGAACUCCUCUGGUGCCCCGAACAGCACCUUGAGCGAGUCCCAGGGCAGCGCCAUCCUCAUCUCAUUCAUCUACUCUGUGGUGUGCCUGGUGGGGCUGUGCGGCAACUCCAUGGUCAUCUAUGUGAUCCUACGCUACGCCAAGAUGAAGACAGCCACCAACAUCUACAUCCUCAACUUGGCCAUUGCGGAUGAGCUGCUGAUGCUUAGCGUCCCCUUCCUGGUCACCUCCACCCUGCUGCACCACUGGCCCUUUGGCUCUCUGCUCUGCCGCUUGGUGCUCAGUGUGGAUGCAAUCAACAUGUUCACCAGCAUCUACUGCCUGACUGUGCUCAGCGUGGACCGCUACAUCGCCGUGGUGCACCCCAUCAAGGCAGCCAGGUACCGCCGGCCCACUGUGGCUAAGAUGGUCAACCUGGGUGUCUGGGUGCUUUCCAUCCUCAUCAUCCUGCCCAUCAUCAUCUUCUCCAACACAGCGGCCAACAGUGAUGGAACGGUGGCUUGCAACAUGCUCAUGCCAGAGCCCACCCAAAGGUGGCUGGUGGUCUUUGUGGUCUACACCUUUCUGAUGGGCUUCUUGCUGCCGGUGGUUGCCAUCUGCCUCUGCUACAUCCUCAUUAUUGCCAAGAUGCGCAUGGUGGCCCUGAAGGCUGGCUGGCAGCAACGCAAACGCUCGGAGCGCAAGAUCACCCUCAUGGUCAUGAUGGUGGUGAUGGUCUUUGUCAUCUGUUGGAUGCCCUUCUACAUUGUGCAGCUGGUCAAUGUCUUUGUAGAGCAGGAUGACGCCACCAUCAGCCAGCUCUCUGUCAUCUUGGGCUAUGCCAAUAGCUGUGCCAACCCCAUCCUCUAUGGCUUUCUCUCAGACAAUUUCAAGCGGUCCUUCCAGAGACUGCUCUGCCUCAGUUGGAUGGACAAUGCUCCGGAGGAACCCAUCGACUACUAUGCCACCGCCCUCAAGAGCAGGGCGUACAGCGUGGAGGACUUUCCCCCGGACAACUUGGAGUCAGGAAGCAUGUAUAGGAACGGCACUUGCACCUCCAGGAUUACCACUCUCUGAGGAAGCAUUCUUGCCCCCUGCCCCACUGCCCCCCAGCAGGAGGGUGAGUGGGGCCAGGCUGUGGCAGGGGGAGGCUGGGAGGGAGGGGGUUUUGAUCCAGCCCACCAACAGUGGUGUUUGGCAGAAGAGGGUGUAAAGAAAACCCCAUGUCCUCAGUGUGCUGCCCCAUUCCCCUUGCCUCCUUUGAAACUGGGUGCAUUUGCUGAUGCUUUGACAGCCCCUUAGUAAACUGCCAUGCUUAGGAUCUGGCAGCCAGGCUCUGCCAGCCCUGUCUGUCUGACAAGCAGGUCCAACAAAGACUCUCCCCUUUUGUACAGGUCCCCUCUCCUUCCUCUUAGCUGGUGGGACACCCUGCCACUCAGCAGAGCCUGCCUCAGCCAGGCAGGGUCAGGCUCAGACCCCCUUGACCAGCAACAAACCUGCUCAGCAUCCAUGGGUACACACCUUUCAGUCAGCAGAAAUGCUAGGAAAGUUCCCUCCUGAACACACCUGCCCUCUCCCAGCAAGCAGCCUUGCCCUGCCUCCUCAUGGGGUAAAAAAGAAGGGAGCAAAAAUGUCCUAAGAAAAGGAGCAGCUUUUGCUCUGCAGACAGCUCCCACCUUGCUGGGGCUUGGGCUCUGUGCUGUGAUCAGACGCAGCAAAGCAGAAAAGCUCUUCAGAAAGGAAUCUGAUUGUUGCAGUGCCUCAGAUCUCACAGCAGGAUGCCAGCAGCAGGAGGUGAUGGGUCCAUGACCCACGGGGACAGAGCUGAGCUGGGGGCAGGAGGAAGCCUCGGGCUGGGAGAGGUGUGAGUCUGUUCCUCCAUGAGACGGAGUGUGCAAGUAAUAAAGUUUAAGGGGAGCACUAGACUGUGAAGUUCUUGUCUUGGGCUGCUCCAUUGGCCAUGAAACAGUGAUGAAGAGAUUGAGACACUUUUCAGUGACCUGGGUGGCCACAAAGUCACUUUAACUGACAUGGAAAAAGGGGAUUUUGUUCAAAAUCUCCACCAGGCUCUUAAAUAAAUACUUGACAGAAAAGUAGCUGUUUGACAAUAGCUAUUACCCUAGCUCCAGUUUCUUCUGUUGCACUAAAAAGAGAUAAAAUUGGUUUCAUAAGUUGCCAAUGUAACAUACUGGCCCAGAGCUUCAGAAUGUUUCAUUUCUGAGAAGUGUUGGUUUUAGUAUGUCAGAUGUCUUUUUAUUUGAUUUUUUGAUUCUUGUCACUGUGCUGUGAACGUGUUUCUCUGAAGCAAUUUAUGUUGUGUACUUAUGUCUGUGGUGGCUACCUGCAAGAGUGCUUUUAAAAGGGGCAAUGCUCAAGAAGGCUUCUUUUCAGAGAAAAAGGUUGUAGCUUUUUCUAAUUCUUUCAUCUACAUUGUCUCUCCCCAGAAAAACUCUCCUGAAUUUUCCCUUUUUUCCUCCUAUGAAACAAUACUUUUCAUAUAGACAAAUGAGGAUUUACUGUUUGAUAAAUGACAGCUGAUUAAACAAACCUUCUCUCCCUGCUCCCCUCAUCCCACCCGCACACAUCAGUACGAACCAUGUUGAAACAAGCAGCUCUGUUGGUUUGUUUUCUGCCACCUGUAUUAACAGUGUCACACAGUGGCAGGUGUCCCGGUAGCUGUGACAAAUCACUUCUCCAGCUCGGUGCUGUGGUGGUAUUAAUUAUAACUGCUGAGAGUUUGAAGCAAGGGAUUGGGAAAAAUCCUGGGUAGCAGCACACUCAUAGCCCUGUGCUGGUAGAAGUGCACGCCAUGCUGAGGGCGAGGCUGGUGGUGGAGGCAUCCAGUACCUGGUGGUGGACAUACUGUAGGUCUUGUUAAAUGGUACCUUUAACUUUGCUCAGCAGCAGUAAGCAGGAGACUACUUUGUGCAUUUCUUUCACCAAAAAUUAGGUACUGUUAAAUGAAUGUAUAAAUUUAGUAUUUCAAAGUUGCCUGAUUCAAAGCUCAUUGAAAUGAGAGAAGAAAUCCUAGUUCAUUUCAGUGGACUCUGAGUCAGCUCCGUUUAGUUCAAAAACUGCUGAUGUGGAAGCUGUUACAUCCUUAUUAAAACAUUUUGUGAAAUGCUUUAA
Messenger RNA from Numida meleagris (helmeted guineafowl), 3363 nucleotides. RefSeq names its product somatostatin receptor 1 (gene SSTR1). Gene Ontology annotation, biological process: cellular response to estradiol stimulus; neuropeptide signaling pathway. Gene Ontology annotation, molecular function: somatostatin receptor activity; neuropeptide binding. The transcript has a single exon. The record is from RefSeq and is a predicted model, not a curated record. Lineage: Eukaryota; Metazoa; Chordata; Aves; Galliformes; Numididae. Bases 133 to 1311 code for a protein of 392 amino acids. Gene Ontology annotation, cellular component: neuron projection; membrane.